Radiomyces spectabilis is the source of this 3676-nucleotide messenger RNA. Its product is annotated as P-loop containing nucleoside triphosphate hydrolase protein. The record is from RefSeq and is a predicted model, not a curated record. Gene Ontology annotation, cellular component: intracellular anatomical structure. Gene Ontology annotation, biological process: nuclear-transcribed mRNA catabolic process, nonsense-mediated decay. Lineage: Eukaryota; Fungi; Mucoromycota; Mucoromycetes; Mucorales; Radiomycetaceae. Bases 143 to 3625 code for a protein of 1160 amino acids. The transcript has 30 exons. Gene Ontology annotation, molecular function: ATP binding; RNA binding.
GUUUCCCUGGAUCUGUCUUGGUUUUUAUUUUAUUUCGCAUAAUGCUGAAUUUUGAUUUGCCGACAGUGCCAAAGCAUCCACUGCGCUAGUCGGCGAAAAGGGCGUCACAGGGACGUGGUUGAAUCUAUGCAUUGGAUCGACCAUGAACAAAGGCGAUGGUCAUUUCCAGAGACGUAAAAGGCAUCGUGAAUAUAUUCCUGACGAACGUUACGACGUUAGUGGACGUCUAGUAAAGAAUGAAGCCGCCAUCAAGAAAAAGCUUUGGAAUCUGAAGGAAAUUUUAGCCGAUCCUGUCAAACGAGAAAAGUCCUUGAAAGAAGCACAGCAAUUUUUGAAAGAGCAGAAACAAAAGAAAGUAGCGGAUUUGGACAUGGAUCGUCCUUGGAGUCAGGAAGCCGACGAUCUCUUCUUCUCGAAACGAAAGCAAGGCUUGGCCGCUUGGGUGAUUCCCGGAAGGUCACCUAUUUACUACGAAUUCGAAACCUUCUUUACCAAGCUAAAGCAGAGUAUUCAAGCCGAUGACGCCUCGUCUUCCCGACCAACCCGUUCGCCCAUGUCUAUCCAACGCGAAGGCGAAUUGUUACGCCAUGCACUCAUCUUGUUCCAGGAUUUCCAACGUCGAAAAACGACCUCACUGAAAGAGAAACUGGAAAAAAAUCGUGCAGCUUUGCCCAUCACUCCUUUUGCGAAUGCUAUCGUGCAGACUUUACGACAACAUCGAGUGCUAUUGAUUGCCGGUGAUACGGGCUGCGGCAAAAGUACACAAGUGCCCCAAAUUUUGCUCAAAGCCGGUUUUCGAAAAAUCGCCUGUACCCAACCACGACGCAUUGCAUGUUCCUCCCUUGCUAAACGUGUCAGCUAUGAGACGCUCAACGAAUAUGGUUCGGAAAUUGCAUAUCAAGUGCGUUUUGAAGGCACUAAAACCAACCGUACACGCAUUCUCUUUUUGACCGAGGGGCUACUUUUGCGUCAAUACACAAGUGAUGAUACAUUAUCUAUGUAUGAUGUGAUUGUCGUGGACGAAGUACACGAGCGUCAUAUGAUGGGUGACUUCUUGUUGGCAUUGCUGAAACGACUGAUCAAAUCGCGUCCGAAUAUCUAUAUUGUGCUUAUGAGUGCCACUAUCAACGCUGAGCUCUUUGCACGCUAUUUUGAUGCACCUACCCUUGUUGUUCCCGGAAAAAUGUACCAUGUGAAAAUCAACUACUGGCCUUCGCGACAUGAAGACAAACGUCUGAUUGAUGACGCCGCUUAUCAACGUCGUCAAGAGGCAGCUGUCAAAGAAUCUAUUCCCAGCAAAUCCGAACGUAUCGAUGCAGGCCCCUUCCUCAAAGUGCUAGAGUAUAUCGAUCAAUCGGUGCCUGUCACCGAACGAGGCGAUUUACUGAUAUUCAUGUCCGGCAUCAACGAGAUAUCGGAUCUGGCGGAAGAGCUUAAACAAUAUGCAAAUCACAACAAGAAAUGGAUUAUUUUGAUGCUUCAUUCGUCGCUCUCGGUGGAUGAUCAGGAAAAGGUCUUCGAUAUGCCUCCAGAAGGUGUACGCAAAUGUAUUAUUAGCUCAAAUAUUGCUGAGACGAGUAUUACAAUUGAUGGCAUUCGGUUUAUUAUUGAUUCUGGCAAAGUCAAAGAGUUGAGUCAUGAUGCCAUGUCCAACAUGAGCAAGUUGUCGGAAUUUUGGAUUUCCAAAGCAAGUGCCACCCAGCGAACUGGUCGUGCUGGACGUACGGGUCCUGGUGAAUGCUUUCGAUUUUACAGCGAAAACGAAUUCAAUCAUUUGAAUGAUUUCGCCGUUCCGGAAAUCCAACGAGCUCCGCUGGAACCACUGUUACUUCAGAUCUUGGCAAUGAAUCUCGGCGAUCCACAUCAAUUUGACUAUAUCGAGGCUCCCUCGGAAGAUGCCUUGAAUGGUUCUAUGGAUUUUCUGCAAAAUAUUGGAGCCGUGAGUGCCGCAGGCAAUAUCACGACCUUGGGCUCGGUGCUGGCCGAUCUUCCAGUAGAUGCGAUUAUCGGCAAAAUGCUGAUCAUGGCCACCAUAUUUAAUGUGAUUGAUCCGGUCAUCACCAUAGCGGCCGGUAUGAGUGUUCAAUCACCAUUUACCCGCAUAGCACCGAAUUCCAACCCUCGAAUUCUGGAAAAUCGAAGGACCUUGUACUCUCACCAUGGCGAUCCCUUCACGUUGUUGAAUCUAUGGCAAGCUUGGCUUACUGCAAAAGAGGAUCGAAAGCAUUCAUCGCGAUCAUGGUGUCGUACGCAUGGUGUGGAGGAACAACGCAUGUACGAGAUUGCGAAAAUUCGUCGCCAAUUUGAAAAGGUUUUGAAUGAUUUUCAGCCGGGACUUUUGGAAUCUCUGAAAAACAAAGCAGAAGGCUCCGAUGAUAGCGAAGAAGAAGCCGAUCGCUUGAAGCGACAGCAGACCCGGGAACUGCUCCGUAGAGAGCGGUAUGGGCAACGCAGUAGUAAAAAACGACGUGUGUUGGAAUUCGAGUAUGAAGGGCAGGAGGAUUGGCAAAUGGAGCGAGAAGAUAAGACGGAUAUCCGAGAUUUGGAAUUCUCUUUGGCCAACAAUAUCAAGCGACUGAAAUCAAGGACAACCGAGCUGUCGGCCCGCGAUAUUGAGCUUGUCAAGCUCAUUUUAUGCUCGGCAUUAUAUCCACAACUGGCCGUCGGUGAUGAACAUAAUCCGUAUCGCAAAAGUAACGAAAUCCUCUUUCACACUCCAGUGAAAAACUUUUUAUCGCUUCAUCCAACCAGCGUACUUGCUGCAUGUCCUAAUUUGGUUCAAGGCGUCGGCGAGAAUAUGCGAAAAGAUGAUAUUGAUGUAGAGCAGGCCAUGUAUCAUCAACUGUUAUGCUAUUUGCAAUUACUGGAGACAACAAAGCCAUUCAUGCUUAAUAUCACCCGUGUUCCAGGCAUUCAUGUUCUGUUAUUGUUUGCUCGACACAUUGAUACCAACGCCGAUUGCAGUGUGCUGAUCAUCGAUUCGUACUAUAUGGUGAAAUUCCGUACCGUCCAGGUCGCCAACUAUGUGCUGUGGCUUGCACACAAGCUACGCAGCAGGUGGCAUGAUCUUCUCAAUCGCAAACUAACGCGCGGCACUGGCCAGCUGGCUCAUGAAUUCUCAGAAAAUGAAAUCAUUUCUCCAUCCAUACGUGCGGAUUUGCCGCCGGCACUGCAAGACAUAUUGUCCUAUGAAGAGGAACGAGCACAUACUAAGGCCAAGCACGAUAUGUGGACGCCUGCAGUUGAGGCGGCCUAUCAAGCGGAUGUCGCGUCCCUGACAAGGAGUCUGGUGGAUUUCAUGGAAACAGCCAUAUCGGCCGAGUUUCGUAUGGCGAAAUCAUCGGAACUACUGAAAUUGUAUCCAAAAUAUAAGGCUCCUCCUUCCGAAGAACAACACUUACCGAGAACUUGGAAUGCGGCAGAUGUGGUGCGUACGGGGAUUCAAGUUACGACGACGAUCUGCUACAACGCCCUGGAUGCUCCAUCGUGUGCGUUCAGUACUCCCGAGCAAAUGGAACAGUUGCCAGCCGGGGUGAAAAUGUACUGGCACUGCAACAAUUGUGAUUCGACAUUUUCCAUGACACGUAACGACAUACUAAAGCAUCUAAGUGAAUGUGGACAAUAAAAAAAAAGGGAAUCUUGUAAAAUAUAAAACGGGAUAUAUUGGCUGAUUUUA